AUGGCGGCCACAGACGCGGUGAAGCUCGCGUCAGCGGAGGCGCUGCGCCUGGAGACUGGCGGGCGUGUGGACUGCACAACCGUGCUGACGGCCGACAUCUCCAGCCUGCCGCGCGGCACGCACGUGCGCUGCCUCGCGUUUCACCCACAGCGGCCGCUUCUUGCAGUGGGCGUGGCGACCUGCGUCGGCGGCUACGACCUGCUGACUGGGUGCCGCAUGGGCCGCGUGGACGUGCGCACGCCAGCAGUCGGGAUGGUCUUCAGCCAGGACGGCUCCUUGCUGGUGGUCGCGACGCAGGAGUGGCACCUGGUGGGGAUCAACACCGCCAGCUGGCGCAGCCGCGUGCUGGCGCCGUACCGCGCGCCGCGCUCGGCCCCCCUGGAGGGCAUCAUGAUGGCCGUCACCUCGGUGAGGCUCCGGGGACCCCAGACCCCUGCGCGCACGUUGGCUGGGAAUGAGGAUUAG
Monoraphidium neglectum is the source of this 465-nucleotide messenger RNA. RefSeq lists its product as hypothetical. The record is from RefSeq and is a predicted model, not a curated record. Gene Ontology annotation, molecular function: protein binding. The transcript has 4 exons. The coding region runs from base 1 to 465 and encodes 154 amino acids. NCBI's taxonomy places the organism in Eukaryota, Viridiplantae, Chlorophyta, Chlorophyceae, Sphaeropleales, Selenastraceae.